Lottia gigantea (owl limpet) is the source of this 618-nucleotide messenger RNA. RefSeq lists its product as hypothetical. NCBI's taxonomy places the organism in Eukaryota, Metazoa, Mollusca, Gastropoda, Lottiidae. The transcript has 4 exons. Bases 1 to 618 code for a protein of 205 amino acids. The record is from RefSeq and is a predicted model, not a curated record.
AUGGGACAGUGGCUUCACAAAGAAAACAUUGUAUAUCGAGAUAGAAAGUUUACAGUGGUAUUAAAGUGGUAUUUAAGAUUAUCGUUAAUUCUACUGUCUGUUAGCUGCGCGUCGAUGUUGAUGGGUAUUAUUACAGUGUAUGCUAUAGAUGAUGAACCUUUAUUGACCUUCUUCACAGGAUCUUCCAUCUGGACCGGGGCCUUGGGUGUUAUUGGAGGUGCUAUAGUAUUUGUUGAUUGGAGAAACAUGAACCAGAAUGGUCCCCCACUGACAACGUCUAUUCUUGUUUUGUUACACUGUGUGUUUGAAAUGAUUUGUGCGGCCUUCUGUUUGUUUGUGGCCAUAUGGAAUGGUACCGGAUGUACAUCGCAGAUAGCUAUACACCCGGAAUGUCACGUACAUAGACCAUCAAAUUUCACCACGUCGGUCCUGGACUACACAGUUUCCGUUUUAUUAUUGCUGAUCUGCUUAACUAUACCAAUAUUCGUCAUUUUUAACAGAAAUAUUUUUGGAUCCAAGUCGAUUGAUGAGAGAUUAAAAGACAUUGAAAAUAAAUUAGAGAUUAAAAUGAACGAUAUUGAUCAGAAUUCAGAUUCAGUUUACAACGCUGGUUAUUGA